Messenger RNA from Bolinopsis microptera, 1860 nucleotides. RefSeq lists its product as uncharacterized. NCBI's taxonomy places the organism in Eukaryota, Metazoa, Ctenophora, Tentaculata, Lobata, Bolinopsidae. The transcript has 6 exons. The record is from RefSeq and is a predicted model, not a curated record. The coding region runs from base 129 to 815 and encodes 228 amino acids.
AAGGGAAAUUUGUCGAUAUGACUUUCAUUUCAUAAUGCAUGGGUCGGCACUGUUGCUUAUAAUGCCAGAUUUUUUGAGAUAAACGUUGGAUUUCAUAACAUCCUUUCUUGCGUUAGUGUCCAAGCAAGAUGACGGAAACUUUGUGUUCCCGCUUCAUCACCUCCCUCAAAAGAUGUCUCCCCAGACUGUCACCUCCUCGAGGUAAAGACUUAGCUUUUCACAAUGUGCUGGUUAACGCUUUUGCCGUCAUGUUGAUCUACUCCGCACACUUUGGGAGUUGUGCUAUCGCGCCGAUAGUUAUAGAGUCAAUGAAAGGGGUUGGAGGGAUAGACACACAUCUCCUGUUCAGUGGAAUGGCAGUGUCCAGUGUAGCUACCGUUCUCUCUACUAGCUUCAUCUCUCCUGCUAUAGACAAACUGGGCACCAGAUUCUGUCUGAUCCUAGGAGGUAUCUUCAUCAUAACACUGCCUUCUUCCCUCUUUUACCCAAUCCCUGCUGUUUUUCUCACCUUCCAGGCAGUAAACGGAGUGGGUUGUGCUAUUCUGAGAGCCGCCUCCCUUAAAUUCCUUACGGACAACACUCCUUACGAUAAGCUAGCAGAGUAUAACGGCCUGCACUGGUCCAUCUUCAUGUCCUGCAUCUUGGUGGGGAAUACAUUGCUUUUCAUUGCUACAGGGAGUAAUGAUACCAUCGACAACGAUUUGAGGUUUCGGAUUUGCAUCUGUCUGACAACAAUUGGGACGAUUGGAGUGAUACUGUACAUAACAGCACUCAGAAGCGCAACAAAACCAGCACUGAAAACUCUUUCCUUCUAACUGACAAGGACACCUCCAACAGUGCUUCCCUAUUUGGAGUUGAAGAUUCGAAACAGAAGUCUGGUUUACAACUACAAGAGUCCAGACCUCAGAAAGGAAAGUUAUUCCAGUCAGCGAUGCUGCAGCCACUGGCCAGUUCUCCAAUCAAAGGUCAGGACAGAUAUUCAGUAAGCGGGGAGUGGGCAGGUGAGAUCAAGCCACCAUCAGUUGACGAGGAAUAUCUAACCAGAGAGUCCGAAAAAGUUGGGUUCUGGGACUCCACUAAACAUCUGUUGCAAUGGAGCACGAUUAACUUGGUGGUGGCAAUGUGGAGCUGUGCUGUAUUCCCCGCUCUAUUCACCACUCUAGGGCCCAUGUUUAUUGGAAGACUCCUCCAGGAUAAACGGUACGUGGCCCUGUUUGGGAUCUGUGCGGGUGUAGGAGAGAUUGGAGGGUCUCUGAUCGCAGGCAAAGUGGUCUCCAGGUUUGGAAUCAAGAAGUCAGCAGUGCUGAUAGCAGUAAUCGCCGGCUUAUCUCUAUUGUUAUCAGCUGUGGCGUUCCCUCUGAAACCUGCUCAAGCCCCCUCUUCUCCCUCCCUCUCCAGCUCUCUUUCUCUUUCUGGGAAUUUGUCUGGGAAUUGGGGAUUCCUCAACCGGGGUUAUCCUAUCCACUUUGAUAGGCCGAGUUUACAAAGAGAUGUCUCAGGCAGGGUAUGCCUUGUAUUCUUUGGUAUUCAACGUAGCAUGCACAACACUCUACUUGAUCAGUAGUUACUGUGGGUUUGAGGUUGUGGUAUGGGUAAUGGUGUCUAUUGUGUGCUCUACUUUGCUUUCCAUCCUCCUGAUGAGGAAAGGUAACAUUGCGGCCGAGGAGAAGAACAGCUGAACUACAAAUCACGACUCGUAACGAUGACAUCGUGCAAACUCAAAAGCGGCUAUAGAGACUUUAAAAGUCAAAACUUAUCAUUGCAUUUCCGAUGGAUAAUAUAAAUUUGGUAUCCUUUGUAUCAAAAUUUUUGGUAUCAUUUUUAACAUUUUUGUGUCGAUUAUUAAAACAAUUAUUUAAU